Molecule: messenger RNA, 1577 nt
Organism: Teleopsis dalmanni
Lineage: Eukaryota; Metazoa; Arthropoda; Insecta; Diptera; Diopsidae
Exons: 1
Source: RefSeq, a predicted model, not a curated record
UCAUCCGCUGCCGCAGCGGCAGCAGCAGCAGCUGCAGUGGCCAAUAACAAUAACAACGUUGCAUUCAUAAAUCAUAACAAUAGCAAUGCCGGCAGCAACAAUAUAAACAGCAGCUUCAGUCACGGUAGCAAUUUAUUAAAUCACACCAGCAGCAGCAACAACAAUAGCAGUGAAAAUUAUGGCAAUGAAUUAUUGCAGAGUUAUAGUCAAAUCGGUGCUAAUGCCAUACCUGGCGGAGGUGUGGGUAAUGCCGCUGGUGUAGGUAGCAGUGCUGGUUUAUUCUAUAAUGCAAAUAGUCUAAGUGCAAGUAGCAAUAAUGUCGCAAAUGCUUCUUCAACAGCAGUUGAUUACAAUUUAACAACGAAUGUUGCAAAUGGUUUCAUGUCUGCUGCACCAGCAACAAAUGUCAAUUCAACAACGAUGCUAUCAAAUUAUUGUGAUGCUGCCAUGAUGAUGGCUGCAGCAGCUGUCAAUGCAAAUCAAUGUUUGCAACAACAUCAUCGUUUAAUACUUGAAAUGUCACCAAAUGCAAUUGCGACAAGCACUAAUAAUGCAACUGGGCAUACUAAUGCAACAGCAACAGCAACAACUGCAGCAACAUUAUCAUCUGCAACAUCAGCGUCAACAUCAACAGUGUCAUCGGCGCUGUCGUCUGCAUCAUCAACAACAUCAACAAUGUCCUCGUCUGUUGCUGGCAUUGCUACUGUUGGACAACAACAAACUGAACUGCCGAAGUUACAUCAAAUGCCGUCGCCGCCAAAUUUAAUUGAUAUCAGCGAAGUUCCUCUCAUUGUGGAUGUCAAGUAGUGUAAUUUUAUUAGAUUCAAAAAAUAUAUAUAAACACAAAAAACAAAAAAAUUAUAAAAAAAAUCUCAAAAGUCUAAGAAAUGAAAUUUUUUAUAAACUAUAGCAUAAAUUUUAUACUUUAUUAUGUAAAUGAAAAUUCUUUUUCUGUUUUAGUUAGGGUGUUAAUUUUUCGUUUUAACUGUAAUAAUAAUGUAUAUAAACUCAUAUGAAACAAAUUAUUUAUUGCAAGUAAAGAUAAUGAAAUGUAGUUACUCCACAACUGAAGUCAAAAAUUUUUUCACUGAUUUUUUAUUAAAUGAAAGUAUCUAAUUUAUAUAUCAGAAUUAUUUAACUGUGAACUUCUUGAAGUUAAAAGCUGCUGCGUAAUAUAAAUAUACACCAUUGGAAGGAUCUUUGCCUAAGAAUAUUCUCACAUAUUGAAGCUAAAGACUGCUCUGUAACAUAGCGCCGAAGCAACAUAGUAUCUAUGGCAUUUUUAAGAUUUGACAAAUUUAAAAAGUAUCUAAACGAAGCAAUAUCACUCGUAGUUAAGAAACACUAAUUCGAGUGCCAAAUUAACAUCAGAUACAAUUGUUAAUUUUUAGGAGAAUUUACUACGUAUCUAAGCAAACUUGUUAAUUUCUUUAAGUUUAUGAGUAUUCUCUGAUUUUCUUCAUAUGCUUAGUAUGAAGUAUAAUUUAUAUAUUCUCUACAUUCAUACCACUUUAAAGUGUUAAUAUAAUUAUUUUAAAAUUUUUGACUUCAGUUAACAUAUCCUUUAAACUAAUGUU